This is a messenger RNA of Saprolegnia parasitica CBS 223.65, 720 nucleotides long. RefSeq lists its product as hypothetical. NCBI's taxonomy places the organism in Eukaryota, Oomycota, Saprolegniomycetes, Saprolegniales, Saprolegniaceae. The transcript has 3 exons. The coding region runs from base 1 to 720 and encodes 239 amino acids. Gene Ontology annotation, molecular function: zinc ion binding; nucleic acid binding. The record is from RefSeq and is a predicted model, not a curated record.
AUGACCGAGGACGUGCCCCUGAGCAAGACCGAGCGCCGCCGGGCGGCCCGCGCCAAGAAGAAGGCUGCGGCCGCGACCGAGAAGGAGCGCCGCAUGAACAAGCGCGAAGACAUGAAGCAGCGCCGGCGCGACAAGGCCAUGGCGAUCAAGAACAAAGACAACGAGAACGGGUGUUGGCUCUGCGGCGACCCCAACCACCGCAAGCAAGACUGCGACCAGACGAUGAGCACGAAGAGCUGCUUCCACUGCCGCCGGAAGGGCCACGACAUCCACUCGUGCCCGAAGCGCAACGGGUACCAGAACAACACGCAGCCCGCGAGCGACCUCUGCUUCAACUGCGGCGAGAACGGCCACAGCCUCUGGAAGUGCCCCAAGCCCAAGGUCGGCGACGGCACCUCGUUCGCCACGUGCUUUGUGUGCGGCGCCACGGGCCACUUGAGCUCGCGCUGCCCCAUGUCCGAGAACGGUAUUUACCCGCGCGGUGGCUGCUGCAAGGUCUGCAGCAGCAAGAUGCAUCUCGCCAAGGACUGUCCCGAGGACGGCAAGGAGAAGAAGCCCCAAAACACCAAGAAGACGUUUGCGGACGACGACGACGAAGUGGCCCAAGGCAGCGGUCCGUCCGACAAGAGCGGCGACUACAUGGAGGACGAAGCGCCCGAAGAGCCCGAGGCCCCCAAGCCCGCGGCCACCCACGCAAAGAAGAAGGUGGUCAAGUUUUAG